Messenger RNA from Aspergillus sclerotioniger CBS 115572, 2596 nucleotides. RefSeq lists its product as uncharacterized. Gene Ontology annotation, biological process: vesicle-mediated transport. The transcript is spliced from 4 exons. Bases 89 to 2551 code for a protein of 820 amino acids. Lineage: Eukaryota; Fungi; Ascomycota; Eurotiomycetes; Eurotiales; Aspergillaceae. The record is from RefSeq and is a predicted model, not a curated record. Gene Ontology annotation, cellular component: Mon1-Ccz1 complex; intracellular membrane-bounded organelle.
CCACUCCAGCUCAACCGGCGACGAUGAAUUGUCCCUUCGACAACUGCGCUGCUUCACCGUGAGCCCGAGCUCACGGGUCCAUGGUGCAAUGCCGGAGAACGAUCCGGCUUCGGUGAUUCCCGCGCAACUGUCGUUCCUUGCCAUAUACAACCCCCGUCUUGGUCCGACCGACGAAACAAUCCGCGACCAGGUCGUCUUCUACACAUCUAGGUCGGCUCGAUCGCGCCGACGUGAAGGUUCGGUGGUGGGAGAUGGUGACCAGGAUUCCAAGGAUCAGUGGAAUGAGAGGUUGCGCCAGAUAGGAUUGGCCCAGGGCAUGGUUGGCUUCGCCAGGAACUUUUCACAAGGGAAAGCAGUGGACUAUGUCGAAACCGAGAAGUCGCAGAUUAUAUCACACGAGUUGGAGAAGGACUGGUGGAUCCAAGCCUCUAUCGACCUAACUCGCCUCCCACUCGAUCCAGCUAGCGUAUCUUCUUCCCAGCGCGAUGCUUCAGCUCCUUCUUUUGGCUAUUCUUCUAGGGAGAUGUCCCCUCCUCACCUCCUGAUACAGCAGCUGCGUCGAGCCCACUCUGCCUUCCUCCUUCACCAGGAUACUACACUCGACGCCCUAUACAGUCGUGUGGACAGGCCCACAUUUUGUGGUCUUAUCGACAAUUUCUGGUGGAGGUUCGCGUGGAGCUGGGAGGUCCUGCUGAGCGGAAACCCCGCUGUUGACAUAUAUAACGGCAUCAAGCUCUCUGCUGGAGGCGAACUUGGCAUCGGCGUUGGCGAAGAAGAGUGGGGAAGCGGAGAGAGAGAAGUUCUGGAGGACUUUGUCGCUCGGACAGAGGGCCUACUAGACUUGGUUGUCUCUCGAUUUGGUGACCCUCGCCCACCUAUUGAGAACCUAGCAGCAGGAAACAGGCCUUGGGAUCCACUGGCCAGAGGCACCGAUGAGGACCAAUGGCUCGGCUUAGGAGCCUGUCCUAGGCCUGCAGAUGGGGUCGUAUUCUCAGGUGUAGGGGCAGUCUCAAGACCAUCCCUGCUGCGAAUCUCUCAUUGGAUGGAAUCGAUCUAUAGAUAUGGCAUCGACGCAUACGGAGUGGGCGAAGACCCAACCUCAUCACGGCGUCGAAAGCGGCGAAGGAAGCAACGUGGCAGAUUGGCUGGAAGAGAUUCCAGUAAGCAACCUGCUUCCAUGACAGGCCAUCAGGCUGCAGCUCCCGAUCGCCCGUUCUCUCCAGGUAUACCACCUCCCCUCGUGAUAGGAACCGCCGAGUCUUCGCAGGCUCCACAAGAGUCGAGUCCACAUACGAGUGGCGAGAGCUCCCCGGCAAGAAGUGAUCGCGGGAGUGAUUGGAUAGGCUUCAGAACCGAGACGUUUGUGAAGUAUCUUACGCUUGGCUAUGGCUCAUCCUGGGGGCUUUCUUCUGGAACAGCCAGUCCACACCCUCGAGCCGAAGCGUUAAAACGAGGAGACAGGCCGCCCUCUCCAAGUAAACAGACGGACUCACCCGCGGAUGCCCAGGAGACCAUGGACGAAGACAUGCCCCAGUCCAACGAUAGCAGAAAGCCUCAGAAUCAUGGGAGAUUUCUCAUUGGCUUGCAUUCUGAUACUGACGAUCAAGGCAAGAACACACAGGAAUGGGCUGGUAUAACGGAUGACCAAGCCGGCGUAUCAAAGGAUAUUAUCAAGCAAAGAGUAUUGCAUGUUCAUUUAGCAGAACUCUCGGAACAGAAUCCAACAGGUAGGGGAUUCACGCGCGCGAUUGGGCUGUCCAUGGCUAAUCUCAGUCGUGUUCAAGGCUCGGUAAAACUGCAAGCAGUGGUUUACAUACAUCAACCAUUCAUGUACACAUUUCUGUUCGAUCCCUCAGCACCGGCUCUGUCCGACUCGUCGUUAUACUACAGCAUCAGCCACCAAUUAAGCCCACUCCACAAGCCCCUCAGCAACUCAACUUCACCCAUCACAGCAGCCAUGCGCAUUGCCAUGUCUGACAAUGCUCUCGACAUCAACAAGCGAUUCUCCGGCAAGAGUCAGCCAGUCUACAACUUAGUCUAUGACCAGACUAACUUGACAAUCCGUUCCUCGAUCCCGAACAUACCAGACCUUGGGUACUCCAUCAACGAGCCCCGGGAUCCGGCCACACACCCAUGGUCUCGAGUUGAGAGCCUCAAUAUCCACCACCGACUCUUAAGCACCCACCUCGAAACCCGCUCCCGACCCCUGGAGGUCGAAAGGACCUGCAAGACCAGCCGCGGCUGGUGGAUUGUCUGGAUCCGAAUGUCCGAACCCCCUCGACAAGAUCAAGAAAGCACGAACUCCAACGCCAGCAUCCACACCACCGAUGCCCACCAGGAAGCAUUUCUCAUCCGCAGAUCAAGUGACUCCGUCUCCCCGUCUGGACAUGCACGCAGCAGUAGCGGCACUCGGUUCUUCCGUGAUCUGGGCGGGGCUUCAUCCCCCGGGUUACAGGCGUCGCGCACUGACACAGGACCAGGGAAACUUGUUGAAGGGCUGGGCCUGGACGCAAGACGAUAUAUUGAGAAUCUGCUCAGUUUGAAUAGAUGAUGUGACAUAUAUGUGACCAGUAUAGAAGAUCAUACCAUUUGCAAG